AUGCAGAAUUUUAAUAAUAGCCAAUUAAACAUGACGACUAGUCAGGAAAAGGAUCUGAAUCGUUCACAUGCAUCAUUGGCUCAUAUUUAUGUUAUUCGAGGACUAAUUGGUGAUCGCCUUCAAACAUUUACAACUGAUGUUGCUGAAUUUAUUCAACCAUAUCUCAACUGUUUGAAUUCAAAUGAACCAUGUGCUGAUGAAUCUCCACGUUCUACAACAUCCUAUGAAGAAGUUGUUGUACGUCGUGGAGCUGAACUGAUCGUUCGAAUUGCAUCGAGUAUUCAAUAUAUGAAGAUCUGUUUGAAAAUUAUUCGUCUUAUUGAUCAAGUUGAUUUCUAUACAAUUGAUGAAAGCUUUGUUAAUCAAGCCAGUGCUAUUAUAACUAGCAAUUUAGGACCAUCAAAACCUUUUUCAAUGGGACAUAACGCCUUACCAACAAAUUUACAGCCAAAACUGAUGAUAACCAAAGAAACGUGUGAAGAGACCGUGAAAAUUUUCUUCAAAAUUUUCAUUCCUCAACAUUUCACAAUUAUGAAUUACCGUUAUCAUAAUGAUACGAUUGAAACAUCAUCUGAACUUGGUUUACAAACUCGAAUCUUAAAAGU
Messenger RNA from Rotaria socialis, 605 nucleotides. NCBI's taxonomy places the organism in Eukaryota, Metazoa, Rotifera, Eurotatoria, Philodinida, Philodinidae. The record is from the annotation of a GenBank genome assembly.